CCCACACAACUCAAGCCAACAUGUCCGACAACGAGGGCAACAAGGCCGGUGCCGGCAAGGGCUGGACUGACCGUCAGCGUCUCGCAUACUACUUCAACCUCGUCGAGUUCACUAAAGUGAAGCUUGAUUUCGCCAAUGCCCCGCGCCCUGACGGCAAGUCUGUAGGCGCCUGUCGUAUCAUGGUCGACCGCCUUAAAAAUACUCUCAAGGACGAGCUGAUGGUGCUUCGCGCGGGUCAGCCGAUGGAGGACGGUACGCCCAAGAAGGCUGCUGGUAUGCCACGUAAGCGUAAAGCCAAGGGCGAUGAUGAUGAGUCCAACAGCACCCCAGCCAAGCGCGGACGCAAGAAGAAAGUCGAGGUCGAGGUUGAGACUGAAGUCGGUGAUGACGACUACGAGCAGCAGUUCCAAGUCAAGGCUGAGCCUCGAGACGAAGAGUAGGAUACUGGAGUUGAGGUAUAAGCUUCAGCAAUAUUGAGGGGUUUGGUGGGGUUGGCGGCCGUUUCAGGGUUCGUUGACCAUCUUUGCUGAUGGUUCUUUGGUAUGACUUUUUUCU
This is a messenger RNA of Cucurbitaria berberidis CBS 394.84, 555 nucleotides long. RefSeq lists its product as uncharacterized. Bases 21 to 440 code for a protein of 139 amino acids. NCBI's taxonomy places the organism in Eukaryota, Fungi, Ascomycota, Dothideomycetes, Pleosporales, Cucurbitariaceae. The transcript is spliced from 3 exons. The record is from RefSeq and is a predicted model, not a curated record.